Arachis ipaensis is the source of this 3275-nucleotide messenger RNA. NCBI's taxonomy places the organism in Eukaryota, Viridiplantae, Streptophyta, Magnoliopsida, Fabales, Fabaceae. The record is from RefSeq and is a predicted model, not a curated record.
UACAAUUAAAGAAAAAAAUGAGAGGGAACUACACAAACCAGGAGGGAAGCAGAAAGAGGAGAACACACACGAGAAAAAAAGCAUCAAAAUUAAAGUAGUAGAAGAAGAUGAACGAAGAUGGUAUCACCUCUGCGAAUCCCAAUUCCUCUCUUCCCAAACCUCCCUCUUCAUCUCCAACUCCUGCUGCUAGCUCUGCUGGGGCUUCGUGGCCUGCCGUUCCGGCGAAUGCUUCUGACGGAGAGGGCCGCCAGAAUGGCAAAUCAAGCGCCGAAUCGGAUUUGGCAGCUGCCGCCGGCUUCUCUUCGGAUUCAAACCUUUCGUGUAGGCCUUGGGAGCGUGGAGAUUUGCUCCGGCGCCUUUCCACUUUUAAACACGCCGGAAAAAUGCCCAAGAUUGCUGGCUCAUUGGCUUGUGCCAAAAGGGGCUGGGUGAAUCUUGAUGUUGCCAAGAUUGAGUGUGAGGUAUGCCAUGCACAGUUAGAUUUUGCUUCAUCCUCAGCUAACUCUUUUGAAGCUGAUGGUUCCAAUGAAGAACUUUCUAAACAGCUUGAUAGAGCUCACAAAGCCACUUGUCCUUGGAGAGGUAAUAGCUGUCCAGAAAGCUUGGUGCAGUUCCCUCCGACUUCACCUUCAGCUCUAAUUGGAGGUUAUAAGGAUCGGUGUGAUGGACUCCUGCAGUUUUACUCCCUCCCUGUUGUAUCGCCGGCUGCUGUUGAGCAUAUGCGAGUUACACAUAACUCUCAAAUUGACCGGUUUCUUGCUCAAUCGCAAAGUCAGACAGCUGGGGAAAUAGGCUACAGAGAAAGUGCUUCUGGAAUGGGAUUUGCUGGAGAACAGGCUCUUAAUUCAUAUUCUUAUGCCCAGAAACUCAUAAGUCUUUGUGGAUGGGAGCCAAGGUGGCUUCCAAAUGUGCUCGACUGUGAAGAGCAGUCUGCCGAAUCUGCUAAAAAUGGUUGCAGCUCUGGUCCAGCCAAAGGCUCGGCUCCAAGCAAGAAGGAAUUUUCAACUUCAUGGAUAGAUGCUGGGGACAACGAUGCACUAGGUUCGGAAUUCAAUUGUGAAUCUAGGUCACCUUUGUUAGAUUGUAGCUUGUGCGGAGCCACAGUUAGAGUGUGGGAUUUCUUACUUGUCCCUCGGCCUGUUCAUUUGGCUCCCUGUGUCAUUGAUACCCCUCAAACAAGCAAGAAAAUGGCAUCAACACGAGGAAUAAGUGCUGCGAGUGGGAUCAAUGAAUGGGCUGCUGUGGAUGCUGUUGAAAAAGAGCCAUUUGGAGAUCAUGAUGAGGCUACAACAUCUGAUAAAAGGCAACUUUUAUAUAAUAAAAGUUUAGAUUUAAAUCUUAAAAUGGCUAGUGGGCCAUCUGGUUCACUAAUAAAUUUGACUUCAACCUUGGAACAUGUGCAAGAUACCAGCGAAGGAAGGGAUUUAAUGGCUGGACGUCCCUCUGGAAGUGAGGUCGGUGGUCGCUCUGGAUCUUAUGAACCACAAGGCCCAAAUGCCCGCAAGCGCAAGUUGGACGAUGGUGUAACCACAUCUAGCAAGCCACAACAGGUGGGCAGUGCUGAAAGAACUAUAAUUGACGGUGAUAAUAAUGAAGUCACUGGUGGUCAACAGCAUUCAGCUGGCCCUUUUAAGCGAGCCCGUGAUGUUACUCAUUCAGAGGCAUUCCUAAUUCCACCACGAAAACCUUCUCGUUCUCUACCCAACCAUUCAUUAGAUGUUCAAAUAGAAGGUGAUGCUAAUAUGGUUAACGAAGCAAAUCCAGAAAGGGAUCACGUUGUUGGCAAUCCAUCUACUAGAGAUUCCACCCAUGCUUCCUCUAUUAUUGCGAUGAAUACAGUUUAUCACAGCUCAGAUGAGGAAUCUAUGGAAAGUGUUGAUAAUUGUCCUGUAGAUGUUAAUGACGUCAACUUCCCUUCUGUUGAUUUGAAUGAAACAUCAGAGUUAAAUAGCAGUUAUCAAGGACAGCAGAGUGGUUGUUUACAACCACUUUUAGAAAGAGCAGGAGGUGAGACAGGUGUUAGCAGUUCUAAUGCUUGUGGAGAAGUUUUGAACACUGAGAUAUUAACUGCACAAGCUAGGGAUGGGCCUAGCUUUGGUAUUAGUGGAGGAAGUGUUGGCAUGGGUACAAGUCAUGAAACUGAAAUUCAUGGAACUGAUAUCUCAGUUCAUAGAGGUGAUAGUUUAGGUGAUGUUGAACCAAUUGCUGAAGUAAUUGAAAAUCAGGGCCAAGAUGCUGAAUUUGGACGUUCAAAUGGCCUUAUUGUCGAUUUUGUGCCUGAGGAAGCUAGUAAAGGAGAUCCUCAAGGAGAUAGUCAAGCUGUGGUGUCUCAAUCUACCCCAAGGACUGAUAGUGGCUCAAAAAUAUUAGUUUUAACAAAGGUAGAAUCCAUUGAAAUUAGUGAGAAGACAAAUAGCAGUCUGCAGAUGCUAGGCCAUGAAAAUGGUGCCCACCCAUCACUUUCUUGCAAUGCUAUCAUGUGUUCUGCCUAUGAAGUAUCCAAAGAAGAAGUCACUCAGAAUGGGAAGGAUGAUGGUGCAUGCCAUGAAUCAAGCUCUUUACUUGCAGAUGUUGUGGGGACUCCUUAUAGAGAGAACGUAAAUGGGGGUGUUGAAUUUGACCCCAUCAAACUGCAUAAUGAUUGCUGUCCUUGGGUGAAUGGGGAUGUUGCUGCUGCUGGUUGUCAUAAUCCUACCUCCAGUUCUGGUCUUGGUACCAUAGCUUUGUGUGGCUGGCAGCUGACUUUGGAAGCUCUGGAUUCUUUCCAGUCACUUGGACAUCUUCCAGUGCAGACUCUGGAAUCUGAGUCAGCAGCAUCCAUGUGCAAGGUUUGUUCUGGUUGUCUCUCUCAGUAUUGUCCAUGAUAAAAUAGAGAACCUUUCAGUUAGAUGUUUAAUGCUGUUAUGAGUGUUCUUGUUUUCAUAUAGUAUAUUCCCUGACGUGUAACUAAAAAAAUGGCUACAAGGGACAUAGAUAUGAAAAAAAUAGAUAUGAAAAACAACUGAACUUGGACUUUGCAUAAAUGGUCUCUUAGAAACAGUGACAUAGGAUGAUAAGAAGCUUUUUGACGAGAAGCUUUUGGCAGGGCAGCUGCCCCCUGCCCUUGAGAAGCUCUGUUGUUGACUUGCUGCUUAGAAAAUAGAAAUCUAAAUGGCUUGGAACUUGGGCCUUUCUAUGUAUGACAUAAAUUGCAAUUUCUUCAAAUGUGUAAAGACCUUCAAAAUUACUCUUAAGAAUCACCACUGAGUAACGAAUGAAGCUUUGCAGCAUGUUUG